This is a messenger RNA of Hirsutella rhossiliensis, 1800 nucleotides long. Its product is annotated as sugar transporter domain-containing protein. Gene Ontology annotation, cellular component: membrane. Gene Ontology annotation, biological process: transmembrane transport. Lineage: Eukaryota; Fungi; Ascomycota; Sordariomycetes; Hypocreales; Ophiocordycipitaceae. The transcript is spliced from 5 exons. Gene Ontology annotation, molecular function: myo-inositol:proton symporter activity. The coding region runs from base 1 to 1800 and encodes 599 amino acids. The record is from RefSeq and is a predicted model, not a curated record.
AUGCCUGGUGAAAGGGAAAAGCAGCCGUCCGCGGCCGCCGUCUCGCCAUGUGGCGGCAGCGAUCAGGAGCAGACGAGAACCAACUCCUCGUCGACCACCGCGAUUCUCCAAAACCCUCUCGAGACCAUGAGCAACGACGAGGUUGUCGCCGAUGCCGAUCGAUUUGUCGAGGAAAAUGGGCUCGUCGAGCACCGCCAACUUUUUCGCCGGGGCUGUCUUGCGGCCAAGACCCAGAACAUACCAGACGGAUUUGAAGGGCUCGUUGAACUCACCGAAGCGGACAAGGCUAUUCUACGAUUCGAGAUCAAGCAUCAAUGGAAGUCGUCGCCUCGCAAGCUGUACCUCCUGUGCGCGCUCUGUGCCGGCUGCGCCAUUGUUCAGGGAAUGGACCAGACCGUCAUCAACGGAGCCCAGUCCUUCUACUUUGAAGAGUUUGGCAUCACAGACAAGCUGAUGCAGGGCUUCGUCAACGGCUCACCGUACGCUGCCGCGGCCCUCCUCGGCUGCUGGCUCAAUGCGCCGCUCAACGACCGAUGGGGCCGCCGCGGAACGAUUGCCGUCUCGUGCUUCCUCGCCUUUGUCACUGCCAUUUGGCAGGCCGUGUCCAAACACUGGAUCUCUUUUCUCGUGGCACGAUUGAUCCUCGGUCUCGCCGUCGGCGCCAAGUCCAGCACCACUCCCGUCUACGCCGCCGAGAGCUCCCCCAAGUCCAUUCGCGGGGCUCUGACCAUGAUGUGGCAGAUGUGGACGGCUUUCGGAAUCAUGCUGGGCUUCGUCGUCUCCCUUGUAUUCCAAAAGGCUGACUUUCUAGGCCCCCACUCUCAGUGGCGAUGGAUGAUCGGAAUCACGGCCCUGCCGCCGAUGAUAGGCGACUUCAAGAGAGCCUUUGACUCGCUGAAAUUGCUUCGAAAGCACGACAUUCAAGCCGCCCGCGACAUGUACCUUGCGUACAAGUUGCUUCGACCGAGCGAGGGACAGAAGGGCGGAUGGCAGCUGUUCAAAGAGUUCUUUACAAUCCGCCGUAACCGCCGCGCGGCCCAAAGCGCCUGGUUCUGCAUGUUCAUGCAACAGUUUUGCGGAGUCAAUGUUAUCGCCUAUUACAGCACCAAGAUCUUCAUCGACGCCGGAUACUCUCACGAAAGCGCCCUCCUUGUCUCGUUUGGCAGCGGCGUCUGCAACUUCCUCGGGGCAAUACCCGCAAUUUUCACCAUCGAUCGUUGUGGACGUCGCCGGCUGCUCCUCGUCACGUUUCCCAUCAUGGCCCUUUUACUGUUCUGGACUGGUUCGAGCUUCUUGAUUCCAGACAAGAACCAGCGUCUGGCGAUGGUGGCGGCAAGCCUUUACCUCUUCAUGAUCCUGUACUCUCCUGGCCUCGGCCCUGUGCCCUUCACGUAUAGCGCCGAAGCGUUUCCUCUACACAUUCGCGCCGUCGGCAUGUCCUCCGCCACGGCCAUCACCUGGGCCUUCAACUUCCUCAUCAGCUUUACUUGGCCCGAGAUGAUGGACAAGUUCACGGCGACAGGGGGCUUCUAUUGGUAUGCCACGUGGAACAUCUUUGGGUUUGUCUUUGCCUACUUCCUCGUCCCCGAGACGAAGAACAUGACGCUGGAGGAAUUGGACGGCGUCUUCAGCGUCCGGAACCGCGACCACGCCCGUUACUAUGCACAGAAGCUGCGGCGACUCUGGAAGAAGAUGCGCGGCCAGGACACGGAGCCCAUACGGCCUCUGUAUGCGUUCCAUGCGUCCUCGGCCCAGUCGGUGGUCAAGGACACUGGUUCGUCCCAGGCCAAGGAUACUUAA